UCCCGCCGAGCCGUGCCCAUGUCGGACGCGCUCUCCGCCGCCGCCGGCUGCCGCUGCGAGCCCCCGGCCGGCGACACCGCGCCCCGGGGCCCCGCAGAAAAUGAAGACUCAGCCCAAAAGCCAGAGCCUGCAGAUCAGCUAGUUGAUUCUUUGGAGUCCAGUACUUCACAGAGCGGGUCUCAGGCUGGGGUGCACCUGAGUGCCAACACAACAGAGCAUUCCAAGGAAGAAAUUGGCACUCUGGGGGACCAGAACGUGGCUGUGCUAGAAGAGAAGCUGCCUGACCAAAUCAAAUCUCUCAGAAAGGAAGCUGUUCGAUUAAGCAGCUACCAUGUACCUCAGGGAGUAGGGGAUAUAGUCAUGAUUCAGUCAGAUCACACUGGUGCUGUGGAUAUCCUUUCAGCUGAGCUGGAGACUGCAGACCUCCUUGGGGAGCAGAGAAAAGCUCUGCCUCCACCUCUGGCUGCACCCACCAUGUGGACCACUGAGAAGAUGAAGGAAUUCAAAGCCAAGAUGGGGAAGGAGAAGAAUGGCCGGAUGGUGGUGAAGCGCGGCGAGGUGGUGACAGUCCGAGUGCCAACCCAUCCUGACGGGAAAUGCAUUUGCUGGGAGUUUGCUACGGAUGACUACGACAUUGGGUUUGGAGUCUAUUUUGACUGGACCACAGUUACUAGCACUGCCAUUACUGUUCAGGUCAGUGAAUCCAGUGAUGAGGAGGAUGAAGAUGAGGAUGAGGAAAUUGAAGGACUGUCCCCUGUGGGUGAUGUGGAGCGGGGUUCCAAGAGCUACCUGCGGAACCGCUAUGGAGAGGUGAUGCCCGUGUACCGCAGGAACAGCCAUCGCGAGGUGCAGGCAGGCAGCCACGAGUACCCGGGCGAGGGCAUCUACCUGCUGAAGUUUGAUAACUCCUACUCUCUGCUCCGCAAUAAGACACUGUUCUUUCACGUCUACUACACUAGCUGAAGAAGAGAGAAGGGGCAAGGAUGGCAGGCAGGUGAUGGUGAGUGUAGCAGGCUGCCACCCAGCCCUGGUACUGCCUGACGGGCACUGCUGCGUGACAGAACCACGGCGCAGUUCUGCCAGCUCUCCUUUGGACACAAACUGGUUUCUCCUCACAUCCUUCUUCCCCACUGUCUCAGGGGACAAAGGUAGUUGUGGCUGCCUGGUUGUUCCCAGGCAGCUGCUCUUUCUCUAGAAUUUUGGGAGGUCUGCUCCAUGCAGGCAUUGGGCUGGGCCUUCAAGUCAAUGCUGGCAAUUGCCCAGAAGCCACAUUCAGGAGGUUGUGGUUCUGAUCUGUUGUGCUGGUACAAAAUGAAGUGAAAAUAAUGUUACUGUUUUGUGAAUAACUUUUCCAACUCACCUGCUGCAUCUGCAUCGCUAGAGGGCAGCUGUUGACUUCAGUGAGCCAGAAGCACAGCUGGCUUGUCACUUAGCCAGGGUAACCCAUCACCUACCAUAGCUACAGUCACCAGCAGUCGCUGCUUCCUUCACUCACACGAGUGGCUGGGAGUGCAGCUGGCCAGCAGCACCCCAUGCUGCAGUGGCUUGGCCGUGCUGCAACAGGUGGGCCCCAAAUAGCAGUCACAGCUCAUGUUUGGACAGGGGGUGGGAGCAGGGUGCACCCCUCAUAGUCCAUAGGAAGGCUUUUCUACAGAUUAAGAAUUGAAUGUUAUAUCUGUUGAUUGUAGGGAUAUAUAGAUGCUUAAAACCUCAGUGAUUACCAGAAGUUUUUUUCUGUAAUCCAGAUGUGAAGCAGAGGACGUUACUACCAUGCUGAAUGAAUACAAAAUGGUUGGAAUACAACCAAUAAAUAUACAGGAAAUGUUCCUUAGUAGCAGGAUGUUGCUUCAGUGGUAUUGCAACCAUAUGUAGCAAGGAAAAGGCUCCCAGAGCAAUGCAGUUUGUCAGCUGCUAUUGCUGUUGCAAAGGUACUGUUAGGAAGUUCCUUGGCAUGUUUUGGUGACUAGUGAUGGUAUUAGUUACCACCUUCUGUUUAAGUAAUGGCUGAGUUAAAAAGGAGAAGUUAAUCCAUCAGAGAUGAAUUUUAAAACAUGCUUAUUUGUAACUGUUGUUUAUUUUAAUACUUUUAACUUGAAAUCGUUCUCUUUUCUAAGAAUACUGCUGUAUUUACAUUUUGAUACCUCUUUGCAGAGACACAAAAUUACUUUCCAUGGUGAUACUAGAAAAGUUCUGAGUUUUAUUUUUAAAUUCUCCAGGUAAAGCACCUCUACUUGGUCCAUUCCUUCUAUUGAGAGGAAAUGAUGGACAGAAUUAUUUGGGGUAGUUAAAGCCAAAGAUUUUGCUCUCAUAGGAGGGCUGCCUAUUUCCUAUGAAGGGUAUAUUGUAAUGCUGUACAAUUUGCUCUAUAUUCAAGCUUACUUUCAAGUAUCUCUGCUUACUGAUUCACUGCUCCAGAGCACUUAGUAGGUCAAAAUGGUAAGAGAGGAAGCAGUCACUUUACAAUAGAGCAGCCCAAGCUGGGAACAGGAGGAGUGGAAAUUGGAAGAGCCCUACUUGGAGCACAGUGGCUUUCUGGAGGAGUGGGCAAGGAGCAGAGUUGUUGCUGCUUUGGGCCCUGAGAAGGGGAGAAAACAGCCACCUAUCUGAAAAGAGAGAGUGUAUUCACCAGGGUGGGGGGGAGCUGCAGAGCUGCUUUAUUCAAGCAGGUCGAGCACAGGGAGACAGAACAGUAGGGCUUGGUAUCUGUCAGAGCAAGUGCUCUUUCAGGUAGCAGCUUGGAGAGGGCUAUUCCUUCCUUUAACCUCUCAUGGAUGAAAUGAAGAACCAUCCUGUGGCCUUUCUACAGCACUUGAAUCAGGCCUGAGCAAUUUAGCUAAGGUGUUUGGGUUUUUUCAUCCUUUGUCUAUCAAGUUCCUAGAUAAUGCUGAUGGAGUGACACUCUUCACUUCUAACAGAGAAGCAGUAGUAUGUUUGCUGAUAGAUGACAUCAAAUUACAACAUUUCAUAGUUGGUGUGUUUUGUAUAGACUAGGGAAUGAGAGGCUGGAGAGCAGCACUGCAGAAAGUGCAGAAAGGGACCAGGAGCUUCUGGUUGAUGGCAAGUUGAACCUGAGCCAGCAGUGCCCUGGCAGCCAGGAGGGCCAGCCCUGCCCUGGGUGCAUCAGGCCCAGCAUCACCAGCCAGGCAAGGGAGGGGACUGUCCUGCUCUGCUCUGCUCUGGGGCAGCCUCACCUCCAGGGCUGGGGGCAGUUCUGGGUGCCACAAUAUACAAAAGACAUUAAGCCAUUAAAGACCAUCCAAAGGAGAGUCACAAGGAUGGUGAAGGGUCUGGAAGGGAAGCCAUAGGAGGAGUGGCUGAGAUCACUUGGUCUGUUCAGACUGGAAAAGAGGAGACUGAGGGGAGACCUCAUUGCAGUUACAGCUUCCUCAUGAGAGGCAGGCACUGAUCUCUUCAAUCUUGUGACCAGUGACAGGACUCAAGGAAGUGGCCUGAAGCUGAGUCAGGGGAGGUUUAGGGUGGGUAUAUGGACAACGUUUUUCACCCAGGUGGUGAUUGGGCACUGGAAGAGGCUCCCCAGGGAAGUGAUCACAGCACCAGCCUGACAGAGCUCAAGGAGUGUUUGGACAGCACUCUCAAGCACAUGUUCUGAUUGUUGGGGUGUCCUGAGACAGGAGCUGGACUCCAUGAUCGUGAUGGACCUCUUCCAACUCAACAUACUCUAUGAUUCUAUGAGCCUUUUGUACCAA
Melospiza georgiana is the source of this 3707-nucleotide messenger RNA. RefSeq names its product transmembrane p24 trafficking protein family member 8 (gene TMED8). Lineage: Eukaryota; Metazoa; Chordata; Aves; Passeriformes; Passerellidae. The record is from RefSeq and is a predicted model, not a curated record. The transcript has 6 exons. The coding region runs from base 19 to 963 and encodes 314 amino acids.